GCGUUUGAGAGACACGCCGGUGUUGUGCCGCUACAUUUUAUCACUAAACAAGAAAACUUCGCACGAUAUCGAAUAAGUUCAAGCAACGCAUAAACUUAAGACACUUUCUCGUAUUUCUUUCUUGAGAGAUGCGCACAAAGUGUCUUAAAUUGUCCUCGCAAUUUUCUUAGAGGACUUUCUUUGAGUAUCCUUAUUUGGCGCGCGUUCUCUUCACUUGGAACACAAUCAAAAUGUCACUUGAUCCCCAAGUGUGGACCAAAGCGACCGGCGCCGAUUCAGUGUUGCGGUGGACGAAAGUGUUGGACCUUCGCAUGCGCGAAAACGAAAUCCGUGAAGCAUGGAGAAGCCCAUAGUUCGCGCGAGAGUGGUGAAGGUCCUCGGCCGAACCGGAUCUCAGGGACAGUGCACGCAAGUAAAAGUGGAGUUCCUGAACGAGCAGAAUCGACAGCUCAUCAGAAACGUAAAGGGUCCGGUUCGCGAGGGAGACAUCCUGACGCUGUUGGAAUCCGAGCGCGAAGCCAGGAGACUUCGUUAAUUGCGAUGACAUUUUUGGAAGAACCGGAAGCGUGACUUGGACAACAAAAGAUCACGCGAGAAAGCGCAAUUUAAUUCUCUCCAAUUUUAUAAAUUUCUACAGUAAAGAUUUUUUUACAUUAAAUAUUUUACAUUUAAUUGUAUUAUUUCAAAACAAUGCAGCAUUUUCGCCGUUGUAUGCGGAUCUUGUCUAAUUUUACCAUGUUAAUAAACUAAUUCAUUACACGUG
Pseudomyrmex gracilis is the source of this 763-nucleotide messenger RNA. RefSeq names its product 40S ribosomal protein S28-like. NCBI's taxonomy places the organism in Eukaryota, Metazoa, Arthropoda, Insecta, Hymenoptera, Formicidae. The transcript is spliced from 2 exons. Gene Ontology annotation, molecular function: structural constituent of ribosome. Gene Ontology annotation, biological process: ribosomal small subunit assembly; maturation of SSU-rRNA; translation. The record is from RefSeq and is a predicted model, not a curated record. The coding region runs from base 338 to 535 and encodes 65 amino acids. Gene Ontology annotation, cellular component: ribosome; cytosolic small ribosomal subunit.